Molecule: messenger RNA, 2617 nt
Organism: Podarcis lilfordi (Lilford's wall lizard)
Lineage: Eukaryota; Metazoa; Chordata; Lepidosauria; Squamata; Lacertidae
Source: the annotation of a GenBank genome assembly
UUCUGGAAAGAUGACACAUCUCUGAAUGGUAUCCGUCUCCACUGCACUGAUGGCAAAGCAAUAGAGUCUACCAGUGGAUUGUGAGUGGCAUUUUUGCUUUCUCUUCCUUUAUAACUUUGUUGCUUGGGAGUUUGGGGUAGGAGAAGGAGGGGUAGUUUCACUGGCAUACGGAGGGGGGAUGGGGGAGCUCACCGGCCCGGGCAGCAUUUGGGGAAAGGGUGCCACCCCCCGGUAUGCGCGCUGCACCCUGUGGGCAACAUGCUACGCCCCUGGGACGUGCGCCAGCCACGCCCCCACCUGUUCUCCACUCCAGGGCCUGCAGCAUGUUGCUCUGCCACUGGGUAGUUUGAAUUAUUUCAUGCUAGAUUAAAGGCAAUGGUAAUUUGGACACACUCCAAAACUGUCACAGAAUUUAACUGGAAAAUAUACAUGCCUACACAAAGGUAAGUCCCACUGUGUUUAGUGGAACUUACUGCUAGGGGUAGUUUGCCCAACUCCAUGUUUGUGCUCUUGUCUCAGCGACAUCUAUGCUGGCUUGGUCAUGUAGACAGAAUGGAAGAUGGCAGGUUUCCCAAGGAUGUGCUCUUUGCAGAGCUGGCUUCAGGCACCAGACUUGUUGGCAGACCAACUCUGUGUUACAUGGAUGUCUGCAAAUGUGGCCUGAAGGCUGGCAACAUCAACCCCACCAUAUGGGAAUCCCUUGCAGAUGACCAUGCUGCCUGAAGGCAGACAGUCAGUUUGUGCAUCCAUAGCAGUGACCAGAAAGGGAAUGACCACUGGGAGGAGCGCAGAAAGAAGAAACACCAUGGAGCAUCUGCAUCGCCACAACCGGAUGCUUUCAUUUGCCCCAGCUGCAGUAAGACGUAUCUUGCCCUUAUUGGUCUCUACAGCCACAGCAGGCCCUGUAACCUUCCAACAGGCAGCAGUGGAGGAGAAAUUCAGUUUGGCUCACAUUUGAAAGCGAAGCUACUUUAUUCAUCCUUUCUGAAACAAUACGCAAACCAAAACACAGCUAUCCUGUGAAAUUCAUGCUUCUUCAGAUUUUGCAGUACAGUUCUCCAGGCAAGUAAUGUGUACUGAAAUGCACAUACUAGGGUAGAGUGUGUGUAAGGUAAAAUGUAAAGGUAAAGAACCCCUGGACGUUUAAGUCCAGUCAAAGGCGACUAUGGGGUGAGGUGCUCAUCUCACUUUCAGGCUGAGGAAGCCGGCGUUUGUCCACAGAUAGUUUUCCGGGUCAUGUGGCCAGCAUGACUAAACCACUUCUGGCGCAAUGGACACCAGAGCAUACGGACACUCCGUUUAUUUUCCUGUCACAGCGGGACCUAUUUAUCUACUUAUCUACAGAGCAACGGGAGCUCACCUUGUCGCACGGAUUCAAACUGCCAACCUUCCAACUAGCAAGCCCAAGAGACUCAGUGGUAUAGCCCACUGUUUUAUUACAACCCAGUCAUAUAUACAUAGUUUCUUAGUUAAAUAAGAAGAAUUGCACUGAAAUCCUCACAGAUCUUUCAUGACGCCUUUAAAAAAAUACCGUAAUUUUCAUUCUAUAAGACACACCAGACCACAAGACGCACCUAGUUUUGGGAGGAGGAAAACAAGAAAAAAAAUAUUCUGAAUCUCAGAAGCCAGAAUAGCAAGAGGGAUCGCUGUGCAGUGAAAGCAUCAAUUCCUCUUGCUCUUCUGGCUUCUGGGAUAGCUGCGCAGUCUGCAUUCGCUCCAUAAGACGCACGCACAUUUCCCCUUACUUUUUAGGAGGGAAAAAGUGAGUCUUAUAGAGCAAAAAAUACGGUAAUUAAAAACUGACAUGAGAACUUAAAGACUGGAAAAAUUAUGAAAUGGAGAGAAACCAGAACUGAUAGGUUCACUUAUCUCUACUUAAUCCCAGGUAAAUAAGUUCAGAUGAGGCUUCACAGUGCUAGUUCUGUGUUGGUCUAUGUUUCUGACACAAUGCAGCAAAACCCCAAACAUUGUUAAAAUAAAGAAGCAGACAGAGAAAGAGAAAGAGACUCAGUAUAAAACGCCAAUUACAAAGGAGGCAGAAUUCCAUCCAGAAGAAUGGUAAAUGCCAGUGCAAAUGGAGACUAAAUACUUGCAAUAUGGAACCAAUAUGGGUAGUUUUGUGUUUAUAUCUAAUCCCAGAAGUAACUCCUCACCCCCAGAAGGCCACAGGAAGAGAAUAUUGUGCAUGCAUGCAGGGGAAUGUUAUAAUAACUGAGUAGGCUAUGAAUUUUGCUCUAAUUUGGAAUCAUUUCUUCAGAAGACAGAUCUGUAAGUUUAUGUUUCUGACAAAGGGCAGUGUAUGAACUUUAAUUUGGACAUUGCCGUCGUUGUCUUUUCUUUUUACAGGCUUGGAUCAUGGAGUGAGAUUGAGAAAUGCAAAAGAGGCAACCUGGUGUCCUUUUCUAUGAGUGUGGAACCACCACAAGGGAUAUUUGAUGAUACGGCAGCCAAUAACAUUCAUUUCAUGUGUGAUGAUGGGUCUACACUGAAGGGCAAGUCUCCAUCCUGGGGGAAUUUUGGCCCCUGGAGCAGCAACUGCACUACGGGCUUCAUAUGUGGCAUCCAAACAAAGGUGGAAGAUAACCAAAACAGUUCUGAUAUGACAGGACUUAAUGAU